Messenger RNA from Erigeron canadensis, 1508 nucleotides. RefSeq names its product protein WVD2-like 3. The transcript is spliced from 7 exons. Bases 90 to 1247 code for a protein of 385 amino acids. Gene Ontology annotation, biological process: microtubule cytoskeleton organization. NCBI's taxonomy places the organism in Eukaryota, Viridiplantae, Streptophyta, Magnoliopsida, Asterales, Asteraceae. Gene Ontology annotation, molecular function: microtubule binding. The record is from RefSeq and is a predicted model, not a curated record.
ACCCAAAAAAAUAAUUUAGAGAGAGAAACCAAGCUCUCUUCGACUCGAGUAACUGUUUCGCAGAUCAAAUAUUUAUUAAUCAUCUACCAAUGGGAAUGGAGGUGGCUAAUAUAUGCAUGGACAAGGAAGUAGAUUCUGUCAUUAUUGUUUCAAAUGAUCUUUCUGCCGAUUCAAGUAAUGAUACGACCAGUAACAAUGGUUCCAUGGAAUCUGAUGUUUCUGUCAAUGGAAACUCAAAGCCUGAUAUUCAGACAAUAGAUGGGGAUGGGGAUGUGGAGAAAGAGAAGGAGUUUGAAGUGGAGAAACAUGUUAUCGAAGAUUUGGAACAUACGAAUGAAGUUUGUCAAGAUCAUAAACCCAAGGAAGAUGUCAGAAUGGACGGUGAAACUUGCUUGGUUAAGGAGAAGACAUCUGACACACAGCAAACAGAAGGCAAAAGCAAGAAGUCAAAUACAUCAGUCAAACCUUCAAUCAAAUCUGGAGUUGGAAAUGCUAAAGCAAAACACACUGUUCCAAAGCCAUUUGCUCUUGCAACUGAAAAGCGUGCUUUGUCCGGAACUCAUCCAGUUGGUAAUCUUUUAGCCAGGUCAUCCAAUUCAAGCAGUUCUCCUGCCCCAGUUUCAAAGAAGAAAAAUGAGCCAGUCCAGUCUUCAGUAACGAGAAAGCCUCUUCAACCGGAUAACAAGAAGCAUCCAGAUGAAGAUGAUUCUUGUUCUGUAGCAUCUUCUACCACUGCAUCAGCAAGAACUACAUUGUCAAAGCCAGUUUCUGCAUCAGCUCCGGUUUUCAGGUGUAGCACACGUGCAGAAAGACGAAAAGAGUUUUAUUCCAAAUUAGAGGAAAAACAGCAAGCACUGGAGGCUGAGAAAGUUCAAAGCGAGGAAAGGACAAAGGAAGAAAAAGAAGCAGCCCUCAAGCAACUGAGAAAGAGCUUGUUAUUUAAGGCAAGCCCGAUGCCUAGCUUCUACCAUGAGGGCCCACCACCAAAGGUUGAGCUUAAGAAGCCACCACCAACUCGUGCAAAAUCACCAAAGUUGGGCAGAAGAAAGAGUUGCAGCGAUACAGUAGGUUUAGAGAAGAGAAAAGGAGCACAAGCUAGAGUUCGUCAUAGUCUUGGCAUCUACCAAGACACAACAAGUAGAAAGCUUCAGAAUCAUGAUGCCACCAUUAAUGAGAUGGAGCCAAAUGAUUCUAUUUUACCCAAUAUCACUGAAGACUUCAAUAAGAAGAUUACUAUGCAGUCAUAAAUUACGAUUUCCUGGUGAGUUUUUUUAAUUUAUACAAUCUUGAUUGUAUCUUUCUUUAACUUUAUCUCUUAUUUAGAUCUCGACCAGGGAUCUUCUAAGCUAUUUUCUUAACCUGCUUGUUUUGGUGCUUUGAUAUUUAUCAUGUAAGAAUUGUAUAUUAUACUGCAAGUUGUGGAUUUAUUUAUGUAAGAAAUGUUGUACUGUUAUAUGUAGUAAAUGACUGUUCAACGAACUACAGUAUGCAUAUUGCUAUAUCAUCAA